Messenger RNA from Drosophila takahashii, 2181 nucleotides. RefSeq names its product mucin-2. The record is from RefSeq and is a predicted model, not a curated record. NCBI's taxonomy places the organism in Eukaryota, Metazoa, Arthropoda, Insecta, Diptera, Drosophilidae.
AGCUUCCAAAAAUUUCAAGGUUUCAGUGAAUAAACUGAACUCAAGAUGAUCAGUCGCUUCAUACCGGUUCUUUUCCUGUGGACUGCACUUACAAUAGACUCCACUUCAACUCAAACUACAGCAGGUGUAGCUACUACUACAACUGAAUCAUUUUUCUGUAUACUUUUUCCUGAACUGCCAAGAUGUAAAACAACGACCACCACAGCUACUUCUACAACCACGGAAGACUUGACGACAACCACCAUUGCUCCUACAACCACUAAAGACAUAACUACAACAACAUUGGCUCCCACAACCACCGAAGAAAUAACAACCACAACCGUGGCUCCAACAACCACUGAGGAUAUAACGACAACAACUGUAGCUCCUACAACCACCGAAGAUAUAACUACAACAACUGAACCAAAUUUGUGUAUACUUUUUCCCGAACUGCCAAGGUGUAAAAUCACGACUACAAGUACCACCGCAGCUACUUCUACAACCACGGAAGGCGUAACGACAACCACCAUUGCUCCUACAACCACUGAAGAAAUAACUACAACAACCACCAUUGCUCCCACAACCACUGUAGAAAUAACAACAACAACUGUGGCUCCUACAACAACUGCGGAAAUAACGACAACAACCGUGGCUCCUACAACCACUGAAGAACUAACUACAACAACAGUGGCUCCAACAACCACUGAGGAAAUAACGACAACAACUGCAGCUCCUACAACCACCGAAGAAAAAACUUCUACAACUGAGUCAGAUUUUUGUAUACUUUUUCCCGAACUGCCAAGAUGUAAGACAACGACGAGUACCAGCGCAGCUACUUCUACAACCACGGGAGACUUAACGACAACCACCAUUGCUCCUACAACCACUGAAGAAAUAACGACAACAACCGUGGCUCCUACAACUGCAGAAAUAACGACAACAACAGUGGCUCCUACAACCACUCAGGAAAUUACAACAACAACCUUGUCUCCUACAACCACCGAAGAAAUAACUACAACAACAAUCGUGGUUCCUACAACCACUGAACAAACAACAACAACCACAGUGGAAAUAACAACAACCACCAUUGCACCUACAACCACUGGAGAAAUAACGACAACGACUGUGGCUCCUACAACCACUGAAGCUAUAACAACAACAACCGUGGCUCCUACCACCACUGAAGAAAUAACAACAACCACCGCAGCUCCUACAACCACUGAAGAAUUAACUACAACAACAGUGGCUCCUACAACCACUGAGGAAAUUACAACAACAACAGUGGCUCCUACAACCCCCGAAGAAGUAACGAUAACAACCGUGGCUCCUACAACAACUGUAGAAAUAACGACAACAACAGUGGCUCCUACAACCACUGAAGAAAUAACUACAACAACCGUGGCUCCUACAACCACAGAAGAAAUAACUACAACAACAGUAGCUCCUACAACCACUGAACAAACAACAACAACAACAGUGGAUAUAACAACAACCACCAUUGCUCCUACAACCACUGAAGAAAUAACUACAACAACAACCGUGGCUCCUACAACCACUGAAGAAAUAACAACAACCACAGUGGCUCCUACAACCACCGAGGAAAUAACAACCACAACCGUGGCUCCUACAACUACCGAAGAAAUAUCAACGACAACCGUGGCUCCUACAACCACAGAAGAAACAACAACAACCACAGCGGCUCCUACAACCACCGAGGAAAUAACAACAACCACCAUUGCUCCUACAACCACUGAAGAAAUAACUACAACAACAACCGUGGCUCCUACAACCACCGAGGAAUUAACAACCACAACCGUGGCUCCUACAACCACCCAAGAAAUAUCAACGACAACCUUGGCUCCUACAACCACUGAUGAAGGAUCAACCACUAUCUCAGCAUCAACAAACACCGAAGAAAUAACGACAACCACCAUUGCUCCUACAACCACUGAAGAAAUAACCACAACCACUCCAACGAAUUCUCAGGUUCACCACCAUCAUCACCACCACCAAGUGGGUGGGGGUCCAGCCUUUCCACUUCCACCUCCGAUUCCCUUCCCCCCAUUUCCGUUUCUUGGAGCCUUGCCCGAUUCCGAUUCUGCUGUGAUUGCUAUACUGCCAAUACCGCCUCCUCCCCCGAUUCCAGCAUUUCCUCGGCCACAACCUGUACCUCUACCCUUCGGAAAUUUUUUUGGAAAAUAA